AUGGGUGACGACUCUUUGGGGAGAAAAGUGAUUGCCUUCAGUUCAUGCCGCCUGCCAGCGUCUCACCAAAUCAACCACCGCCAGUUAUUGGAAUAUUUGAAGUACACACUGGAACAGUGUGUGGAAAGUGAUUACACACUUGUCUACUUUCACUAUGGAUUAAACAGUCGAAACAAGCCAUCUCUGAGCUGGUUGCAAAGUGCCUACAAAGAAUUUGAGAGGAAAUACAAGAAAAAUCUGAAAGCGCUCUACAUUGUACAUCCCACCAACUUCAUCAGGAUCAUUUGGAACAUUUUCAAACCUCUGAUGAGUCACAAGUUUGGAAAAAAGGUGUUCUAUUUGAAUUACUUAAGUGACUUGAAAGACCACCUGAAAUACGAACAUUUGAGUAUCCCCGAAGAAGUGAUCCGACAUGAUGAAAAUCUUCGGAUGAAACAGAAGAGCAGAUCCCUUCCUCCAGCAAAAUGUCCUCCACCACGGCCUCCUCUUCCAACACAGCAGUUUGGAGUCAGCCUCCAUUACCUCAGUGCUAAAAACAAAGGGGAAUUAAUCCCACCUGUAAUGAAUCACACAGUGGCUUACUUGAAAAAAAAAGGACUUAAAACGGAAGGUCUGUUUCGAAGAUCAGCUGGCAUCAAAAGUAUUCAGGAGAUUCAAAAACUUUACAAUCAAGGAAAAUCUGUUGAUUUUGAUGAAUAUGGAGAUAUUCACAUCCCUGGAGUACUCCUGAAGGCUUUUCUCCGAGAACUCCCCGAACCUUUACUGACCUUCCCAAUGUACGAUCAGAUCAUUCAAAUCACUAGUGUGGAAAGUAGCUUGCGAGUGGCCAGAUGCAAAGACAUUGUACACAGACUUCCUGAGCACAAUUAUGUGGUGCUGAAGUUUCUGAUGUGUUUUCUCCACAUGGUGUCACAGGAAACUAUUUUCAACAAAAUGACCAGUUCUAAUCUCGCUUGUGUCUUUGGCCUGAAUUUAAUCUGGCCACCCAAUACUGCACCAUCCUUCAGCACAUUGGUGCCUAUCAAUCUUUUUGUUGAGUUGUUGAUCGAUUUCUAUCCCAUAAUCUUCAGUUCACGAAACGUGCCUGGCGAACGCUUGCCUUGAAAAUCAAAAGAAAGAGGACUGUAAGGAACCCACCCUACCCCUCCUUCCCACACUCUUCCAUGCAAGGCCGGACGAUGAAUUCCCAUGUUACAAGGCAAGUACAGUAUUGGAGGAGGAGAGCCGUGUUGGUUUAUG
Molecule: messenger RNA, 1239 nt
Organism: Protobothrops mucrosquamatus (brown spotted pit viper)
Lineage: Eukaryota; Metazoa; Chordata; Lepidosauria; Squamata; Viperidae
Gene: ARHGAP8
Product: Rho GTPase activating protein 8
Exons: 11
Coding region: 1-1104 (367 amino acids)
Biological process (GO): negative regulation of endocytic recycling; small GTPase-mediated signal transduction
Cellular component (GO): cytoplasm
Molecular function (GO): GTPase activator activity
Source: RefSeq, a predicted model, not a curated record